AUGAAAUACUUAUCAACUUUAUUUAUUGUACUUUGUUCCAUUAUCUUGGUUAAUGCUAACCUCUAUGGUAUUUGGGAUCAAAACGGAGAGGCCAACUUUGGUCAAGUCGACACAAGUUCAGGUGAUGUUACAAUGAAAUUACAGUUUCCAUCAUUCAAUAACUGGAUUCCAAGUAACUCUGCCAUGAACAACUUCACAAGUUCAUUCACUUUUGUAUUAAAUUAUCCAACUACCAAUAGCAAAUUUUUAGUUACUGUUAAUGUCGCAACCAAUAAAGUUAUUUACUUUGCCGAUAUUGCACCAGGAGCUACUCCAUACGGUCUCAAGUACGACAGUGAUGUCAAUUCAUUGAAGUGUGUCCUCGCUGGAGCACAAAACAACACUUGGAUGGUCGGAGAAAUGGAUCCUGCAUCCGCUUCCUACGAUGUCUAUGAUACCGUGCAAGGUGUCUACAUUUCAUCUGGUCUCUCACCAUAUAACCACUCCUAUUUCUUUGUCUAUGGAUCGUUGGGUGCAUCAUCGAUCAGCAUGAACAGCUACGAUACUCGUUCCGGACAAUUACAAGACAGUGUUGAACUUUCAUUCCCAAGCAAUUUCAUUGGUGGACCAUUCAAUUUAUUAUAUGUACCAUCUAUGGAUAUUUUAAUUGGAGCUGCCAAGUUUAGCGAUGCUGCCAACAAUGUUGGUGACGACUACGUUCAAAUUGAUAUUGCUACUGGUGCUGUUAAGCCAUUGGGUGUCUUCAGACCACAGAUGGCUGCCACCAUUGUCUCGCAUGCCGCUCAUCAAGAUGUUAUUUACGCCAAUGUAAACUUUGCUGGUGACAACCUCAAUUUCGUUGCUUUGGAUUUGCAAACUAUGGUUUUGACAUCUGAAGUCGAAGUUGCCAAUAUUCUUUCAAUGGGAUAUUUCACCAAUGUCUAA
Molecule: messenger RNA, 924 nt
Organism: Heterostelium album PN500
Lineage: Eukaryota; Evosea; Eumycetozoa; Acytosteliales; Acytosteliaceae
Exons: 4
Coding region: 1-924 (307 amino acids)
Source: RefSeq, a predicted model, not a curated record